AUGGCGACUUGGGUAUAUCCCCAGCUGCCUCCGGAUCAGCUCAAGCGGGAGGAAGAAGAGUCACUGUCCCGUGAGCUCGAAUGGCUUCUUCGGUCGCUGCAGGAAUCUCUGGCUGCUUUGCGGGAGGGACUUCAAGAGUGUGCCGCCCUUCUUGCUCCCACGGAGCCCGGCUCUACCCUGGUGCUUUCUUCUCUCCGGUCCGAGAGCGUCAAAGGCUAUGUCACGCGGGUAGGGCCGAGGAUCGUGAAAGGGGACGUUCACCUCCGACUGAACUCUUUACCUCCUCCUCGCGGCUCACAUGCCACCAGACUUUGUCUUUCUACGAGUCCUACCGCCCCAGAGUUAAUACUGGACCAGAUUGCACUAGCGCGCCGGCAGAUAAAUGACAGUCUCGACGUAGUGGACGUUAGCACCUUUACGGGUGAUCCCAUGAAUGCUAACUUUAUAUCCGGCCAGUUACGGUUGCUGCAAGAGCACAUAAUGGAAGCGCGGCAUGCCUUGAAGGGUGACCGCGAGGAUAUGAGGAAGCCUUGGAAUGAAGGCAGCGCGGAUGCAAAUGCAUUCGAUCCACCGCUACCUAGUCAUUUAUCGUUUUACCUUAGUGUCUCCGAGGCGGCGUUAGUCCUGUACGUUCGUACACUGGAGCCACAUGCCACUUCCGAUAUCCCAACUACCUACUUUGCUCCAGAAAUCGGCCUAAGCGGCUUUUCUCUUCGAGAUCGUCUGUUCGGAACCAAACAUCAAAGUCAUGAUGAAUCGGGGGAUGUAUUCUGCUGGAACGGCGAGGAAGUUAAAGUGAAAGAGAAGGUCAGGGUGGAAAGUCAGGACCCUAGCUUGAUGGCGGCCAUGGCCAAGCUCACUGCUUUAGAACAUGAAGUUGCAAAGCUCAAGAAGGCGCUUGCUGUUGUAAUGGGAGACGAGGAGAGCGAUAGCGACUGA
Coccidioides posadasii C735 delta SOWgp is the source of this 939-nucleotide messenger RNA. RefSeq lists its product as uncharacterized. The record is from RefSeq and is a predicted model, not a curated record. Gene Ontology annotation, cellular component: RAVE complex. Lineage: Eukaryota; Fungi; Ascomycota; Eurotiomycetes; Onygenales; Onygenaceae.